AUGGCGACAGCCUUUGUUUCUGUCUCGGCUCAGGAUCGUAAGCCACGAUCUGCCAUUUGCUCUCCUAUUUCGAUGUGCGCCAGUAUGCCUGCUGCUGGUCAAGUAUGCGGCACACAGGCAACUGCUUCUAAUUGUAACUCAGUGGCUGACCAGGGCUCUGAUUCUGGCACUGUUACCUGCCAAUAUUGCAAAUAG
This is a messenger RNA of Fusarium mangiferae, 195 nucleotides long. RefSeq lists its product as uncharacterized. The record is from RefSeq and is a predicted model, not a curated record. The transcript is spliced from 3 exons. NCBI's taxonomy places the organism in Eukaryota, Fungi, Ascomycota, Sordariomycetes, Hypocreales, Nectriaceae. The coding region runs from base 1 to 195 and encodes 64 amino acids.